AUGGAUCCUGCAUCUCCAGCUUCCGAAGAUGUUGAGAUGAACUUGAGCACCGAUGAGCCUCUGUCGUAUACCGAACCUCCGCCUCAUAUAGCCGCACGCUUCCACCGCAAAUCCUCUGUCCGCCGAAAAUCCUCGGCUCAUUCCUCUCGCCGAAGCUCGCUGUCCUCGAUUCAUUCUCAUUCCUCCGCGCUGUCCAGCCAUGGCGGGCCCCGCAGCACGCAUAUCGCACAGCACCUGCGACGAGCUUCUAUCAUUGAAAGUCGAAAGGCUCGCCUGGCGGACCGUGCCGCCCACGCGGAGCAGGUCAGGCUCCGGGCGGCCGCCGCCAAAGCGGCGCAAAGGGCAACCUACAGCGAGGAGAAGGCUUUGGCUGCGCAGGCAGCCCGGGAAAAGCUGCUUGCGGAGAUUGCGGCACGCUGUGAGGAAGAGGUGAAACGCGCCAAAAAGAUCGCCGAGGAGACCAAGGAGAAGAAGGCAGCUGAAUUGGCGAGGCUCAAGGAAGAAAUGGCCGAGAAAUAUGCAGAGGCAGAUAGGCGGAGGUCCAUCUACCAGCAAGGCACCCGGAGGUCCAGAACAGCUUCACUGGCGGCAGUUGAGGAGAAGAAAGUCGCCCCAGGAGUGUUGAGACGCUCGAGCCACGUCUAUGCUGCAAAAAUCAUCCAGAGAUCGUGGCGGCGUUACCACACACGCAAGAUACUUUCCAACUUCUCUGCCCUGGGACUCGACCUGCAACGCGCCAAGACGCUCUCCUUUGAGGAAUUGACCCAGUUCAUUUCAGACCAACGGACCACAGCUGCUACGAUGUCAGUUCUCCGACACCUAGGUGUUCUUGACAACGACCAAGAAGAUUCGGGGGUUGCACGUGUGUUCCUGAGUGCAUAUUUAGUUCUUACACAUCCAACGCAGGCUUUCAGUCAUGGUGGAAAGCAACCUCAGGAGCAAGAGCUCAUGGCGAAAUCUCGUUCCCUGGUCGAAACUUUCGAAUCCUGCAUUCAGACCCUGAAAACCCCAUCACAACCAAGGUUAUCGCAAUCGGGAUCGGAGGCCUUUUCCUUUGCCUUUAACGACUUCACCUCGACUUUCCACGCAUGGAAAAGUCAGGAUUUGGGAGUGCUUGUGGACAUCAUGGUCAGUUCAUUUGUCAAUCUGGAUUUGAUUCUGCAGGCUACCAAAAACGAUCAUCACGGCCAUGUUGCCGAUGACUAUCUUGAUGCCGUCCGACAGGAGCAGAUCAAAUUACUUGCUCGUCUGAAACGGCUUGCGGGGCCCGAUGAAGCUUUGUCAAGAGUUCGGACAGCUGUCAGGAAGGCUCGGAAGCAAAGGGCAGCGGAAAAGCGGCAGAACGCAACGGAGCAAGUCCCACGAGCAUCUACACCUGCCACCGAAGAGGCCAAUGUGGCAGAAGGAGCGCUGAUCACGCCUCCCGCAACACCAGGCGCCAGUCGACCAGACCAGACGGCGAGGGUGACAGCUUUUCGUGACAGCCUUUCCCAGAUGAUGACCGUUUUACCGUCCAAUCGCGAGAUUGCGCACGAAAUUCUCGUCAAUGGCAGUUUUGAGGUGCAACAAAGGCCUUGGACAGAUGCCCGCAAAGGCUUGAUGGACUCGCUGCGGAACAGCAUGCGUGCAAGCAUACAAGGGGGAGACAGAGAAGUAACAGCCAGGUGGAUUUACUCCACGGCAGUCCUCAUUCGAGAGAAGCUGAUGAAUCUCAUCAGCCCGCGACAUCCUCUCUACGGUAGGAUGGACGGCUUUCUGGAUCCUGCUUUGAUAAGCCAACAGUGUCGGAAUGGCAUGUUCUCUUACGACAACUUUUUCACGACCAUCUCAGGGUUGAUCGCACAGAUCUGUUCCCCGGGGCGAGACGAGAUCGUGAGUACAUUUGGCGCCAAUACGACUAGCGACACGGUUGACCGUCUUUUCGAGCUCAUUAAUAUCAUCGAUUUGAUGACUUUGGACCAUAUCAACUUCCAAUUCAGAUUGGCAUCACAGGCGGUGCUGGAACGCGGACACGAGUACGAAAUUGCAUCAUUCGAACGAGAUCUUGGGCAAGGUGUUCAUACGCUCACGGGAACUAAGCAAUGGUGGGCAAGUGCGAAGUCCAGCACGGCAUCUCAAAACGUGAGUGCAUAUAUGAUAUACGCCAGAGGCUUGACCGACCUGGUGUUGCGCAACUCACAUCUUAGCUAUUACGAUAUUCCCGAGACCCUACGGCUUGACUAUGUUCGCCUACACGAAUUAAGAGCUCGCGUUUUUCAUAUAGUGGCCAUAUCCUCGAUUCUGCUCACCACCAAGAUUAGACUCAGGCGCAAUAGGGAGUCUCUUUGGACCAAAGAUGCAGAACGUCUAAUGUCUUUGGACCUGUUGAAAGUCGAUGCCAGCCGAAUUGUCUCCCUUAUUGAGUCAUCCCACAUGAUGCCGGAACCAACUAAAGAGGGCCUGUCGAAUUUCGUUGGGCGAGUCCUGCCCCCUGCCGCAGCGGCAGCGAGAAACCUCGACGCCGCUGAACAAGCGCGGCAGGAUGCCAUCCACAACCAAACAAUGUACGAGCCAGCUGGAACAACCAGCGCGGAUGUCUUUAGCGAGCAAAUUGCGAGUUUCCUUUUGAAGACAUUGCGAGAACAUGUUUUUGCCAGGCUUUCGGCUGCUAGCACGGCUGAGAGAGUCCGGACUACCACAAGUGCAGGAGAAGUCCUGGCUCGCGCAGGCAUGCCUGAGUUCUUGGAGGAGGUUAACCGACUUGUGGACUCGCUCGACAGGAUCCGAUCGGUCGACUGGAAGGGUCAUGAGAAAUGGUACGGCCAGAUUGCAACUGAGACUGCCUAA
Cladophialophora psammophila CBS 110553 is the source of this 2826-nucleotide messenger RNA. RefSeq lists its product as uncharacterized. The transcript has a single exon. The coding region runs from base 1 to 2826 and encodes 941 amino acids. Lineage: Eukaryota; Fungi; Ascomycota; Eurotiomycetes; Chaetothyriales; Herpotrichiellaceae. The record is from RefSeq and is a predicted model, not a curated record.